Exophiala xenobiotica is the source of this 282-nucleotide messenger RNA. RefSeq lists its product as uncharacterized. NCBI's taxonomy places the organism in Eukaryota, Fungi, Ascomycota, Eurotiomycetes, Chaetothyriales, Herpotrichiellaceae. Bases 1 to 282 code for a protein of 93 amino acids. The transcript is spliced from 2 exons. The record is from RefSeq and is a predicted model, not a curated record.
AUGGAAGACUCUGCCUCGAAAAACCAUGGGGCUGCCGUGACCGACGAAGCAAAACGAGAGAAUGAGCAGUUGCAAGAGCAAACCGGUGGACGCGACAAGACGAUCACGAUCGACGACCUUCACAAGAGCAAGAAUUUUGACAAACAGUCAAAGUGGGUGUUUCACAACCAGUUGAGGAUGUUGGUGGCCGAAGAGAAGAGGAAGCUGGAGGAGGUGAAGGCUAAGAGAGCGCAUACGAAGAGAACAAAUAGGAGCGUUGAAAGAAGAUAUAGUGGAACUUAA